UUUGUUUUGUUCACCUGCUCACCUGUGCUGCUGAUCUUCAGGGUCGCGGGUGGCUGGAGCCGAUCCCAGCUGCUGUGGGCGAGGGCGGGGUACACCCUGGACAGGUUAAAUCAAGACAUAGGCUACAAAAACUCAGUGGCAGUCAUCACACCCUGCUGUUCUGACUUAAUUACAUUACUUCAAGAAACUGGUCAAGCUUCAUUCCAACAUGAACAUUGACCAAAUAAGGAAGAAUUUGAUCUUUCUGCAGCCAGACGAGGAGGAGGACCUUUUCCUAAAGACACUUUCUUUCAGAUCAAUUCGUCAUGAAUUACUUGACCUCAGACUCAAACUGAUGAAACUACAACCGAAGGAGACUCCCAGUCAGAAGUUGAUGAAGGAAGCAGAGGUAAAGUGCAGGAAUCCAACCAUUCUGAAGUGGCUCAGAGACAACUCACAGUCUGAAGACUUCUCCAGUCUUGUGGAAAUGUUUAUUUUCUUGAAAGAGAAGAUUGAAGUGGAGGAGAAAAAGGACCACAGCAACACCGUGGACAUUACAUUUAUUGCUCAUGGAUCCAUAGAAGAUGUGAUGAUUCCAGCCUGCUGUCUGCUGCCUUUGCCCUCCAUCAUGGACGUGGUCCUGUAUGCUCCCUGGAACUCCCUCUCUGCCGGUGAAGGGUACGCCAUGGCCACAGGAAGACUCAAACCCCACCACAGAGUUUUUGUCUCUAAGACAGACAGAAGCCGUAAAAUUCCUGCUCCUGACAAACUCCCCAACCACUGGAACUCCAUGAAGGCAGCAGGAGAACAGAAGAUCCCCAACAUCAGAGUCUAUCCUCUGAGGUCUGAUGACGGAGUGUGGAAACGAUACCAAAGUCUGCAGGAAAAACACGGCCCACCAGGAAGAAACCGCAUCGUGAUUCCCUUCAUCUUCCCAAAGACCAUUGGAAGCGUCCCGUUCUCUGUGGUCAGCCUCGCUCUGUCUCUGGUGCUGUACUCCUCCAGAUUCACAGCCACCGUCCACUUAAGUUGCUGCCUUGGCGAUCAGUCCAGGGGUCAGAAGUUUGAUCCAGAGUACCUGAGGAGGCAGUAUGCGUAUGCCAGCGAUAAUGUCAUCAUGAAGGUUUCCAACGACGCUUACACUGAAUCCUGACCGGACCUUUUCAGACGCUGGGUUGGAUAAAACUCAAAGUUUCACAUCCCUGAACUGUAGAUUCUUCUGUCUGACUCUCAGCUGGACUGAAACAGAAGAUUAUUUUACUCUACUGACCUUUUCAUUUUUUCCUGUCUUUUUCAUUGUUGUUUUUGUUGGUUAAUUUUUCAUGUACGUUGAAUUAUGCUGUACUGGAAAAAAUGUGUUUAAUUUUUUGGAAAAUUGAUUUGGAAAUGAAAACAUUUAUGAUGAGUUUGAAUCAAGAACAGUUCUGCACUUUAAUUUAAUGCACUUCAUAAAAACAGUGUCACUGAUGGUGUAGAAGUUUCAGCGUUCUUACCUGUAAUGCUGCUCUGUGUUCCUCAAAUUGCCCAGUGGGGACAAAAAAAAAAAAACAUGAUUUGUUCACUUACUCGACGUUUUCCCGUGGUAAACGUUCCAACUCAGUCUUCUUGAAAACA
This is a messenger RNA of Salarias fasciatus (jewelled blenny), 1593 nucleotides long. RefSeq lists its product as uncharacterized. The record is from RefSeq and is a predicted model, not a curated record. NCBI's taxonomy places the organism in Eukaryota, Metazoa, Chordata, Actinopteri, Blenniiformes, Blenniidae. The transcript has 5 exons. The coding region runs from base 209 to 1132 and encodes 307 amino acids.